Molecule: messenger RNA, 2529 nt
Organism: Solanum lycopersicum (tomato)
Lineage: Eukaryota; Viridiplantae; Streptophyta; Magnoliopsida; Solanales; Solanaceae
Product: sterol 3-beta-glucosyltransferase UGT80B1
Biological process (GO): carbohydrate metabolic process
Molecular function (GO): hexosyltransferase activity; UDP-glycosyltransferase activity
Source: RefSeq, a predicted model, not a curated record
AGCUUCUUUUAUCAAAAACUGCACACUAUCUUGGUGUUUUUUUUUUCUAGCUUCCCUCCAUUUUCAUCCAUAAGAAAACCAAUUAUUGAUGAUAAUAAUCUCCAACUUUGAAUGAGUUUUUUCAAUCUAUAAGACGAAAAUGAUAAAGUUGCUUUCUUGGUAAUUACAUGUUGGACACCUGGUAGUUUUGAUGCACAGGAUUGUUUAUGAAUUCUUUGGUUGCUGAAUUUGCAAGUUUUUUAUGUUAGUUGCUGAAUCUGGAGUUUAGUUGAAUUUGAGUUCUCUUACAGUUGUUUGCGAAGCUUGAAAUUUUAGAAGAGUAGGUGUUCAGUUUGGUGAAUUUAAGUGGUUUUGGAGUUCAUCAUUUGAAAUGGAUAGUAGUGGGCUUAAUGGAAAUCAGAGUACAAGGGAUUCAGAAGUACCGAACAAUGCUGAUGAACGGUGUGAUGCUACCUUUUCCGAUGAAUUAGAUGGCUGGAGAACAAGUUCUUCAUCACUUAAGGACAUUAGGUCUUCAGAUGAGCAUACUGAUGAGUGUUUGACUCCAGAAAUGAAAUACGAGAGCACACAUCGGAGUUCUAGUCCUCCGCCUCAAGCUCGGAGAGGUUUGGAGCACUGCAUUACUGCACCUGUGACUAUUGGCGGAGGUCUUUUCCCUGAAGGCCAGGAUAUGGCAUUUUCAAGAUCUUUGACUGAGAGGAGGGUUAGUCCAAGACAUAAUGUAAUAUUGGAUAGACUUUCUGAACGUGGAAAGCAAAAGCUCAUCGCAGAGCUGGUAAAGAUCCAAGGGGAUGGAACAGUAGAGGUUGACCUUACUAAGAGUACGCCUGAAACUUCUGAAUUGUUGGAGCUGCGAUCUGUUGAAGAACCCACUCUUACUGUAGACAGGAUUAUCACAGAUUUUAAUAAGUCAGUUCCAAAGUUGAAAAUCGUGGUGCUUAUUGUUGGAACCAGGGGAGAUGUUCAACCAUUUUUGGCUAUGGCCAAGAGACUUCAGGCGUUUGGUCAUCAUGUCAGGCUGGCAACUCAUUCUAACUUCCGUGAUUUUGUCAAAUCAGGAGGCAUAGACUACUACCCAUUGGGUGGUGAUCCUCGGGUAUUGGCAGGAUAUAUGGCCAGGAACAAAGGUCUCAUUCCUUCUGGACCAGGAGAGAUAUCUGUACAACGAAAGCAGCUAAAGGCUAUAAUUGAAUCUCUUCUUCCGGCUUGCACUGAGCCAGAUAUUGAAACUGGUGAACCUUUCAGAGCACAAGCGAUUAUUGCAAAUCCUCCUGCUUAUGGACAUGCACACGUUGCUGAAGCUCUUGGGGUACCCCUCCACAUCUUCUUCACAAUGCCCUGGACGCCAACUUCUGAAUUUCCUCACCCGAUGGCUCGUGUACCUCAACCUGCUGCGUAUUGGCUUUCCUACAUACUCGUGGAUUUACUUGUCUGGUGGGGCAUAAGAGGCUACAUCAACGAUUUUAGGAAAAAGAAGUUAAACCUUCCUCCUAUCGCCUACUUCAGUACAUACCACGGAUCAAUUUCUCACUUCCCAACUGGCUACAUGUGGAGUCCACAUGUUGUGCCAAAGCCUAAAGAUUGGGGCUCUUUGGUUGAUAUUGUUGGCUAUUGUUUCUUAAACCUUGGGAGAAACUACCAACCUCCUGAAGAAUUUAUCAAGUGGAUCCAAAAUGGGCCUAAACCUGUAUAUAUUGGGUUUGGGAGCAUGCCUCUUGAAGAUACCAUUAAAACUACAGAUAUAAUUUUGGAGGCACUAAGGAAUACUGGGCAGAGGGGAAUUCUUGACCGAGGUUGGGGAGAUCUUGGUACUUUUCAAGAGAUUCCUGAAGAUGUUUUUCUUGUUGCGGAGUACCCUCAUGAUUGGCUUUUUCCUCAAUGCGCAGCUGUUGUUCAUCACGGUGGUGCUGGAACCACAGCUGCGGGACUGCGUGCUGGGUGUCCAACAACUAUAGUACCAUUCUUCGGUGAUCAAUUCUUCUGGGGCGAUAGAAUUCAUGAAAAGGGACUGGGACCUGCUCCAAUUCCUAUUGACAAGCUUAGUGUAGAAGGACUCUCUGAUGCUAUAACAUUUAUGCUUCAGCCUGAUGUGAAAUCCCGAGUAAUGGAACUAGCUGUAUUAUUAGAGAACGAAGAUGGUGUUGCAGGUGCAGUUGAUGCUUUCCAUCGGCAUUUGCCUUCAGAAAUGCCAUUGCCAACCCCAACCCCGGCUUAUGAGGAUAUCGAUGGUCCAAAUCCGUUACAAUGGCUUUUCACAAGGAUUGGAAGAAUCUGUUGCCUGCCUUGUGGUUCUUGGCUCUGAAACUGCAUUUAUAGAGUUGCAUAGUUGUGUUAUUUCAUAUUUUUUUUUGAUUAAUUGGUUGUAUUGGUUCAUCACAUCAUUCUUUCUUCUUGGCUUGUAAAAUAAGUUACAUGGCAAAACUUUAUAGACAUAUUUAUUGCUAUUAUUUUCAUAGUGAUUUUGUAACAACACCAAGCUCUUGUUCAUUUUAGUGUUCAAUGAUCGCUUUGCAGAGACAGAGGUGAUUA